AUGAAACCUUAUAUCGAUGGUAUGCUCCGCGGGGCUACCCAGGGGCCUGAUAUUCAACCUACACCUGUAUCAGUACCGGCAAGAACAGCGGUAGCGGGGACCAACCUAGCCCAACAGCCUCCGAGAGGUCAGGUCCAGAAUGCCUCAACGCUUGGGGAGGUCGAAAGUCUACUUGCAUCGGCAAAAUCCUCAUGUGCUGUAAUAUUCUUCACUUCCUCCACCUGUCCUCCUUGCAAAAUAGUAUACCCAACGUACGACGAACUCGCAGAAGAAGCUGGCAGCAAAGCCGUCCUAAUUAAGGUGGAUAUCGGCCGAGCAUAUGAUGUGUCUUCUCAUUACCAAGUGAGGGCAACCCCAACUUUUAUCACCUAUCUAAAGGGCAAAAAAGAGAACCAGUGGUCUGGCGCAAAUCCAGCAGAACUUCGAGGAAACGUACAGCUGCUUCUACGGAUGGCCUGGCCGCCGCACCCUCACUCCAGCCUCAAACUUCCCAGCUUAGAGCGUCAUAUCGAUCAAUAUAUUUCCUACAGGAAGGUUCCCCCCUUAGAUAAACUAUUGUCAAAGGUCGGUGCUGCUGCUAGCGAUUCCAACAUCGUUGCCUUGGUCAACUUUAUCAAACCAUCGAAUACCGACCAGCCAAAACCUCCAUUGCCGGAUCUCAGCCAACUUACCUUCUUUGUGAAGACAAAGUUCGUCUCCCUUCCGGCAGAAACACAUUUUGCCAUUCUGGACCUCUUUCGAGUCGCAUUUGCCGACCCGAGAGUUAGCGGAUACUUUGCUGAGGAACACGGCCAUGGAACCAUAUUGACUCUCCUGUCCCGGGCAAAUGACCUUGCAGACACCCCAUACAACCAGCAGCUUGUUAUGACACAUCUAGCAUGCAACCUGUUUACAUCUCACCUCUACCUAACUCAGCUUUCAAGCCAUGACGCCCUCCGCCACACCUGCAUCAAGCUUGCAACAAAUGCCCUACUAGACCACCGCAGCAGUCUCAGGGCAACGGGCACUUCUCUUAUCUUCAACCUUGCCGCGGCUAAUCACAAUAAAAGAUUGCUUGAUCCACCAGAGGCGGAAAUUCUACCAGAAGCUGACCAGUUUGAGCUAGUUGCGUCAGUAGUCGAGGCUAUCCGGGCUGAGCAGGAGAGUCCCGAAACUCUGCACGGCUUGCUUCUAUCACUAGGCCUCCUAGUACACCAUGCACCGGCUGGGGGUGAGGUGGUAGAGCUAUGCAUGGCGCUGGAGGUUGAGUCGGUAAUAUCGGAGAAGACAGCACUCGAUGCUUUCAAGAAGGAGAAGGCCCUGUUGCAGGAGAUCGGCCAGGAGCUCAUUGGUAAAGGCCUCAGCCUGAACUAG
This is a messenger RNA of Trichophyton benhamiae CBS 112371, 1353 nucleotides long. RefSeq names its product thioredoxin, putative. The coding region runs from base 1 to 1353 and encodes 450 amino acids. The transcript has a single exon. Lineage: Eukaryota; Fungi; Ascomycota; Eurotiomycetes; Onygenales; Arthrodermataceae. The record is from RefSeq and is a predicted model, not a curated record.